Messenger RNA from Clupea harengus (Atlantic herring), 2127 nucleotides. RefSeq names its product zinc finger, C3HC-type containing 1 (gene zc3hc1). NCBI's taxonomy places the organism in Eukaryota, Metazoa, Chordata, Actinopteri, Clupeiformes, Clupeidae. Gene Ontology annotation, cellular component: nucleus. Gene Ontology annotation, molecular function: zinc ion binding. The record is from RefSeq and is a predicted model, not a curated record.
UGGUUAACACUUGGAUUCACUUUAUUUAUCUCCGUAGUACAUUCAACUUCAAGCGAAAGUAUAUAUCCUCCUCGGAGAACAAAAUGUGACCAAAUGUCUCUGAUUACUUGGAAGGCGGAACCCAACGAGAAAUAGCUGAUAGUGGACGAUUUUGCAGGGAAGGGUUUAUGUUUCGGACCGAACAUGGCUACGUUCGGCGGCCGUGCUGUUCGCGCUGAUACUUCUGAUAGACAAACGAAGUCUAAUUUCACAUCUCCUCAGAAAAUUAGAGAGCUUCUUAACGAGGGCGUGGCUUCUGACCAGAGCGGGUCAAACAGUGUACAGGGGGAUUCAAAUGUAAUCCCAUCAAAUGGCGUUGUUAAAUCACCAUGCGAAGCAAACAACAAAGAUGCAUUUUUCUCAAGAGUAGGAUCAUACUCAUGUCUGAAAUGGGCUGGCAAACCCCGUGCCCUCUCCCCUUUACGAUGCGCCAAGUAUGGCUGGAUUAAUGUGGACUGUGACAUGCUGAAGUGCUCUACCUGCCAGGCGUUCCUCUGUGCCUCCAUCCAGCCAGCUUUGGACUACCAAAAAUAUGGAGAGCGCAUAUCUGAGAUUACUAGACAGCUGCAGACUCAGCAUGAGAAGUUUUGUUCGUGGCCUGACUUUCCAUGCCCAAACAGGUUCUGGAUGAUUCCGGUGAGUGAGUCAGCGGUGCUGCUCAGUGCCUUCUUGGAGCGCUUUGAGAGUGCUCUCGUCUUGGAGCAGCAGCUCCCUGCUAUGAAGCCACAGCAGCUCCAAGUCAUGUCUCUGACAGAAGAUGCCAUCAGUGCGCUGCUGCAGCUGAUAGAGGAUGAGCAGAAGAAGCUGGGCGGGUCCCUGGCCAUCAGCUCACCUCUGCGGGUGACCCCAGAGGCGCUGGCAGCACAGGUGGCAGCCUGCAUUGUAGCCCUCUGUGGAUGGGCAGCCAGUCCAGCACAGCUGGCCAUGAACCUCCCCAUCCUAACCUGCACCUACUGCAUGCGCAAGGUGGGGAUGUGGAACUUCCACCAGAUGGAGAAUGCGGGUGGGAGCGAGGGGGACGCUCCCAGCAUAGCCAGCUCUCCGCCCACCACCCCCAGGCCUGGCCAGGAGGGGGCAGGCGAAGGCCUCACUCACACCUCCACCUCCACGCCUACACCCAACCUUUCCUCUCCAUCCCCUUCCCCCACUCUCUCCCGAAUGAAACUCCGCAGCCAGGAUUCCUUGCGCUCUGAAUCGGUGGAGGGCAACCCGUCUCCUCUGGCUGCGCGCACCCGCAGCAGGGACUCCCCGAGUCCCAGUGAGGAGCUGCCCAGCACCUUGGGCCGGGGGAAGAGGGCCGCGCCCCGCACCCGCGGCCAGUGUGAGGUGCCCUCCAGCCCCCUGCAGAAGAACAAGCGCCCACGCCUCUCCUCUGCCAGCAGCCCGGAGGGCCCCAUGAACAGGAAUGCGUUUGAUCCCGUGGGUCAGCACAGGGACUGGUGCCCAUGGGUGAGUACCAACGAGGAGGAUGUGCUGCCUCCCAAGAACGGCUCCCUGCCAGAGGGGUGCGAGGCGGAGCGACCCCAGCCCGGCUGGAGGGCAGCACUCACCCUGUUCCUGUCCAUGAAGCACAGCCUGACCCCGGUGGGAGCCAGCCCCUCACAGGGUGCUCAAGACAAGUCGAAACGGGUCUUUACGAUACUCCGGCAAUGGCAGUCCUAUUCCACAUAGAGCCCUGGCUGCAUGUGGAUGGAUCACAGAUUUGGAUUGGUUUAAUGUGGUGUGCUGUUCCCUGAAGACUGACAUUGUUUUUACGUCCAUGUGGCCACCCAGUGUACUAAGUCUUGUUUACAGUGAUUCAAGGUGGGGAGAUGCAAUGUUUUAGCGGAGGGUUGGAAAUUGGGUGGGGUAUUUUUCCACGAUCGAAUAUUCAUGGAUGUCUUCUUGAAGUUCCUCUGAUUGUUGUUGUCGUCGUCGGAGGGCUGAGAAAUCUGACCUGAGCAAGGCAACCACACCAUGGAAGAUGUCUGCAGCCAUCCAGCCUGUGUGGGGGUGUUUGUGUACGCAGGUGUGAUGACGAUACACUCCGAUCCACAGCAUAUCUAACACAUGGACAGUACAUACAUACAUACAUACAUACAUACAUAC